CGCUCCGCCCCGGCAUCGCCCCGCCCGGCAUUGCGCGGAGCAGCGCCCGGAGCUGAGGGUUGGGUCGGGUUCGGUUGGGUCGGGUUGCGUUGGGAGCCAGGCCGGUCUCGGCACUCCUUAUGGAUCCACUUCCAGCUGUGCAGUUCUCGGCUCGAUCUUUUUGUUUCCUUUAAGGUGAAAGGCGAAAAGGAUGAGUAAGAGCAAGGACGACGCUCCGCAUGAGCUGGAGAGCCAAUUCGUGCUGCGGCUGCCGCCGGAAUACGCCUCCACUGUGAGGAGAGCAGUUCAGUCCGGGAGCGUCAACCUGAAGGACAGACUCACCAUUGAGCUGCACGCUGAUGGGCGCCACGGGAUCGUUCGUGUGGAUCGAGUGCCGCUGGCAGCCAAGCUGGUGGACCUGCCCUGCAUCAUCGAGAGCUUAAAAACCAUCGACAAGAAAACCUUCUAUAAGACAGCAGAUAUCUGCCAGAUGCUUGUUUGCACUGUGGAUGGCGAUCUCUACCCUCCUUUGGAAGAGCAGACUGUGAGUACUGACCCCAAGGCAAACAAAAAAAAGGACAAGGACCGAGAGAAGAAAUUCAUCUGGAACCAUGGCAUUACUCUUCCCCUGAAAAAUGUACGGAAGAGACGAUUCCGGAAGACAGCUAAGAAGAAGUACAUUGAAUCUCCUGAUGUUGAGAAGGAGGUGAAGCGUCUCCUGAGCACCGAUGCUGAAGCUGUCAGCGUCCGCUGGGAAGUCAUUGCUGAAGAUGAAACAAAAGAAGUGGACAACCAUGGUUCGCUCACGAGCCUGGACAUUUCUUCCCCAGGGAUGUCAGGACAUAAACAAGGCCAUGGCUCCUCAGAACACGACGAACUGCGGGAGAUAUUUAAUGACAUCAGCAGCAGCAGUGAAGAUGAAGAUGAGCGGGAUCAUCAUGAUGAUGAAGACCUGAAUAUCAUGGACACCGAGGAGGACUUGGAAAGGCAGCUGCAGGACAAACCAAACGAAUCCGAUGGGCAACAGCAGGAGAAUGAGGGGUCCAACCAGAUAGUCAUGGGCAUCCAGAAACAGAUUGACAACCUGAAGAGUAAACUCCAGGAGACCCAGGACAGGAGGAAGCGCCAGGAAGAUCUCAUCAUGAAAGUAGAGAACCUAGCCCUCAAGACUCGUCUCCAAGCUGUGCUGGAUGAAUUCAAACAGCAGGAAGAGCGAGAGAAGCAGCAGAUGACAUCUCUGCAGGAGCAGCUGGAGUCCCUCAUGGAGAAGUGAGGCGUGGGCCUGAGCAGAGCAGCAGGGCACGUAGAAGCAAGCAGAGCUGGAAGUGCUCAAUCCCAUGCUGAAGUCUUGCUGCAGUCUCUGCUGCUGCUUUAGGGCAGUGCAGUGUCCAGUGUGUCCAGUGCUGCUCCUACAUGUCUUGUGCUGAGCUUGGCUGUGGAAUUAGGCCUGUGAGAGCAGCCAAAUGCUGGGACUUGCUGUAAAUAUUCAAGAGGGAUUUGGUUCUCCCUGGGUCAAUGUGGUGCAGCUCUGUGCACUUCGUUGAGUCUUGAACGUGGUGGGAGCUUGUCAGUGUUUGGGAAUGCUUGUCUGCAAACCAGACUCAAUAAAGGACCAUUUCCAACCCUG
Molecule: messenger RNA, 1606 nt
Organism: Meleagris gallopavo (turkey)
Lineage: Eukaryota; Metazoa; Chordata; Aves; Galliformes; Phasianidae
Gene: TAF7L
Product: TATA-box binding protein associated factor 7 like
Biological process (GO): transcription initiation at RNA polymerase II promoter; RNA polymerase II preinitiation complex assembly
Cellular component (GO): transcription factor TFIID complex
Molecular function (GO): RNA polymerase II general transcription initiation factor activity
Source: RefSeq, a predicted model, not a curated record